UCUAACAAGGUGAGGAUCAAUCAAAUUUCCCGCCUUUCGGAAGAUGGACGAUGAUUGGUCGGCGCGUUCAACUCUCCUCCAAUCACCUCUCGCGCUCCAUCCGUAGUCGACUCACUUCACUUCGCUGCGCAGCAGAGAGGGGUGGCAAAAAGGAAGAACGGACCAGAAGAGGAAAAGGAUUCGAGGAGUGCAGUACUAGCAUCCGGUGGACGAAACAUUUGAUAAAAAGACAGGAAAGAGGGAACAUUGAUUCCCUCAUCAUCUAAUUCUUGAACAUUCAGCUAAGAGUUUAAAGAGGGUGAGGUUGUACCUGGAACAUUGCUUAUUUUUUUUACUUCACCGCCAGAGAGCAAAGACGUCGUUCUACAUAGCUUUUUCGAAGAAUUAUUGAAAAAGAUAUACAAAAAAUGGAAGAAGAUAAGAAGCAAGUCCGUUCUAAAGGACGUGGCAGUCUUUUAUUACAACUGAUGAAGGAGUCAAAGAAACAUCACUCCUUAGAAACACCUAGUGAUUCGUCUAUGGAACCGACCAGAUCAUUCGAGACACCUCAGAGCUCGUUCACUUCAAGUGCUAGUGCUAGUGCAAGUGCAAGUGCAGGUGCAGGUGCAGGUCGUGGACGUGGUCAAUUAACUAGUUUGUUAAGAUCAAUGAAUAUAAGCAGUAGCGAUUCAGAUUCCAAAGGCCCUAUGCAACCCCAAGUAGCAGGACGAGGCACUUUCCUAGGAUUGAGAGAAAAACCAGAGUUUGCUCAACCAGUUGCACGAACAUCUACUUCAAGAGAAUAUUCUGCAAGAAUUUUAGAAAAAUUGUCUGAUAUUUCUGUAUAUGACAAUCCGUUCACAACCGACGUGCCUUCUGAAAACAUUCCGGUAAAAUGUCGACAAGGAAAAAGUGGGGCAAGAAUAGAAAUACUUGCCAAUUAUAUAGACCUGAAAAUAGAGUCUGGAAAAGGUCUGUUCACCUAUGAUGUAAAAUAUAAUCCAGAGAUAGAUUCGAUAGGAUUACGCCGUAAAUUACUGGCUCAACAUACUACUGUAAUAGGACGAACAAGAACAUUUAAUGGGAUGACACUCAGUUUACCAAUAAAACUGCCACAAAACGUCACAACCUUUUAUUCGGAACAUCCAAUGGAUGGAUCGCGAAUAACUAUCACAAUAAGUUUUAAAAAGGAGGAAUCAAUGAGUGAAAAUGUACAUUUUUUUAACAUUUUGUUCAAUCGUAUCAUGCGUCAACUUAGUUUAGUUCGGAUUGGACGGCAAAAUUUCAAUCCGAAUAGUGCGCAAAAACUGAAUCAACAUCGAUUGGAAGUGUGGCCUGGUUAUGUAACUGCCAUAAACGAAUACGAUGGUGGUUUAAAGCUGUGUUUGGAUUCUAAGCAUCGAGUAAUGCGGACGGAAACUGUGCGCGAUAUAAUAACUGAUAUUUUUAAUAAAAAUGACCGCAACGCCAGAGAUAUGGUAGUAAACGAGGUUAUUGGUACAAGCGUAUUAACGCGAUACAAUAAUAAGACAUAUCGUAUAGAUGAUAUUGAUUGGGAUAAAAAUCCAAGAUACGUAUUCUCCAGAGGUGACGGGGAGGAGAUAUCUUUGAUCGAAUAUUACAAAAAACAUUGGAGUAUAGAAAUCAUGGACUUGGACCAACCGCUUUUAGUGCAUCGUUCUACAUUUAGAACACACACUGGCGAGAAGCAAGAAAAAACGAUUCUCCUGGUGCCGGAAUUGAGCUAUGCCGCGGGUCUCACAGAUAGUAUCCGCUGCAACCACCAUAUAAUGAAAGAUUUGAGCACAAUCACGAAAUCAUCGCCUAAUCAUCGUAGGAGUGUGAUUAAACGAUUUAUAGAGGAGGUAGAGAAAACUCAAGUUACCCGGGAAUUGUUGGCGGAAUGGGGUCUGAGCUUAAACAAUGACAUUGCUGAAUUUAGUGCGAGACUUCUCGAUCCUGAAAAGAUAUACUUUGGAAAAAACCAGACGUAUCAACUGACAUCCGAAAAGCCCGGAGAUUGGGGUACCCCUGCAGUGAAAAAUCCCGUGUUACGUACCCCCAAUUUGACCAAGUGGGAUAUUAUAUAUUUCACAAGGGACGAGAUUUGUGUAAACGAUUUCAUAGAGACACUGAAAAAAGUUGCGGGAGCGGUUCAUAUGCACAUCGCACAUCCGCGAUUGGCGAAGAUUAAUGAUCAAAGAACCGAGAGUUAUCUGCGAGAAAUUAACAAAAGCCUCAACAAUUCUAUCCAAUUAGUGGUUAUUGUUUUUUCAACCAAUCGCACUGAUAGAUACUCUGCUGUCAAAAAAUUAUGUUGCGUGCAACAAGCCAUACCGUCUCAAGUUAUCAUAUCGAAAACUAUCAACAAACCUAACAAAUUGAAAAGUGUCACAGAAAAGAUUGCGCUGCAAAUGAAUUGCAAAUUGGGAGGUGCACUUUGGACCUUACAUCUGCCGAUGAAACAUUGUAUGGUGUGUGGUAUAGACGUCUAUCACGCUGGCGUAGGAGGAGGUGCAAAGAAGAGUGUUGCAGGAUUUGUCGCGAGUUUGGAUUCUCAAUUAACCACAUGGCACAGUAGAGUCUGUAUGCAGGCUUCGAAACAAGAGUUGGUGGAUAUGCUCCAGGUGUGCCUUGCCUCGGCUAUCGCUGCUUAUCAUAAGCAUAAUAACUGUAAUCCAGAUCGUAUAAUUAUAUAUCGUGAUGGAGUCGGCGACGGUGAUCUGGAUUACGUAGAAAAAUACGAAGUGAAGCAAUUGAUGAUGACUUUCAACCGCAUCGCGCCGAAUUACAAACCGCAACUCAGUGUAGUAAUUGUUCAGAAACGUAUCAAUACACGACUAUUCAUCAGAGACAGAGGCAAUCGAAACUUGGAGAACCCCGCUGCUGGCACUGUUGUUGACUCUUUCAUAACAAGACGAAAUUAUUGCGAUUUCUUCCUCGUGCCGCAGAGUGUGCGACAGGGUACGGUGACACCCACUCACUAUAUUAUUUUACACGAUACGACCAACAUGGAGGUCGACCACAUGCAACGACUCACGUACAAACUCUGUCAUUUGUAUUACAAUUGGCCCGGUACGAUUCGCGUACCGGCUCCCUGUCAAUACGCUCAUAAGCUCGUGUACCUGGUCGGUCAAAAUAUUCAAGCCGAACCACACCGUGAUCUCUCGAACCGCUUAUUCUAUCUGUAACUUUUUCUCGCCUACGUGCAAUUUGUUUUUAUUUCUUCAUCCACACGCGUUUUUCCUCUUUUAUGUUCCUUCUUAAAUCUAGUACAAAUACACACACACACACAUAUAUAUAUAUAUAUAUAU
This is a messenger RNA of Nylanderia fulva, 3293 nucleotides long. It is a transcript of the gene AGO3, whose product is annotated as Argonaute 3. NCBI's taxonomy places the organism in Eukaryota, Metazoa, Arthropoda, Insecta, Hymenoptera, Formicidae. Gene Ontology annotation, molecular function: protein binding; RNA binding. The record is from RefSeq and is a predicted model, not a curated record.